This is a messenger RNA of Seriola aureovittata, 1199 nucleotides long. RefSeq names its product histone H2B 1/2-like. Gene Ontology annotation, cellular component: nucleosome. The transcript has a single exon. The coding region runs from base 139 to 513 and encodes 124 amino acids. The record is from RefSeq and is a predicted model, not a curated record. Gene Ontology annotation, molecular function: DNA binding; structural constituent of chromatin; protein heterodimerization activity. NCBI's taxonomy places the organism in Eukaryota, Metazoa, Chordata, Actinopteri, Carangiformes, Carangidae.
CCCACAUCCAGCCCAGUGAGCAGCUCAACCAAUCACAGGAGGGGGACCACACAGUUGUGUUUGCAUGGAGCCUGAAUAAGAGCCGCGGCUUCUUCCUCCACCGACUCAUCCAUUGCUGUGAAGCUCUGAAUAACCAGGAUGCCUGAACCCGCCAAGUCCGCCCCCAAGAAGGGCUCCAAGAAAGCCGUGACCAAGACCGCCGGUAAGGGCGGCAAGAAGAAGAGGAAGACCAGGAGGGAGAGCUACGCCAUCUAUGUGUACAAGGUGCUCAAGCAGGUGCACCCCGACACCGGCAUCUCCUCCAAGGCCAUGAGCAUCAUGAACUCCUUCGUCAACGACAUCUUUGAGCGCAUCGCUGCCGAGGCGUCUCGUCUGGCUCACUACAACAAGCGCUCCACCAUCACCUCCAGGGAGAUCCAGACCGCCGUGCGUCUCCUGCUGCCCGGGGAGCUGGCUAAGCACGCCGUGUCCGAGGGCACCAAGGCCGUCACCAAGUACACCAGCUCCAAGUAAACAGCGCAGCUGCUGCACUCACUCAAUACAACGGCUCUUUUAAGAGCCACUCACUUCAUCUCAAGACAAACUCUCAACACACAUCACACCUCUCACCAUCACUCUCAUUACUGCAACACAUCUUGCAGCUCACACACAAUAACAGCUGCAGCACUUUCUUCACUCUUUACAAGUGUGGAAGGGAAGGAAACAAGAGGGUAGCAGUAGGACUCAGGUCAGGGAGCAGGGUCUAUCAAAGAGGUGGGGAAACUCACCUGGGCUUCACUGAGGCACACCUGAGUGAUCAGCUGAGGCCUGUUUGGUGCCUCAUUACUUAUUUUGUUCAACAAGGUUAAACUCAUGACUCCAACAGGGAGACUGUAGCACUGAUGUAUUUCCUCAUACAAUCAAGUUAAAGAUGAGUUCAUUGUUGAACUAAGUUGUUUGUUCAAUUCUUCAUGUUCAUUCAGUUUAUAAAUGUUCAGUUUUUACUCUCUAAUGUGACAUUAACAUGGUUCUUUGUAAAUAUAGAUUCGUCGCCUGCAUGUCUCCUAAUUAGUGGAGGUCACUGCUCCAUUUGAUUUUUACUUUCAUUUCUUUUGUACAUUGAUGUUUUCUUUCCAAUUUUAAAUUCACUUUCUUCAGAGUCUCUUUUCAGCUGUGACUGAAGACAUGAAAAGGUUUUUGUGUUUAUCUUUAACAAAGAU